Exophiala viscosa is the source of this 1020-nucleotide messenger RNA. RefSeq names its product 60S ribosomal protein L10-A. The record is from RefSeq and is a predicted model, not a curated record. The coding region runs from base 141 to 812 and encodes 223 amino acids. The transcript has 3 exons. Gene Ontology annotation, molecular function: structural constituent of ribosome. NCBI's taxonomy places the organism in Eukaryota, Fungi, Ascomycota, Eurotiomycetes, Chaetothyriales, Herpotrichiellaceae. Gene Ontology annotation, biological process: ribosomal large subunit assembly; translation. Gene Ontology annotation, cellular component: cytosolic large ribosomal subunit; ribosome.
UUGGCACUUUCGUGAGUUCUGUGGAUUUCUAAGCACUGAACUGUGAAGGCAAAGCCACCUUAAAUCAUCCUCUUGCUCAACUUCUUCCUUCAUCACCAUCAUCGUUCGCAAGAAGUGCAGGAUCUAUCACAACCGUCAAAAUGGCCAGAAGACCUGCUCGCUGCUACCGUUACUGCAAGAACAAACCUUACCCGAAGUCUCGAUUCAACCGUGGUGUCCCAGACCCCAAGAUCCGAAUCUUCGAUCUCGGACGAAAGCGUGCCAAUGUCGACGAAUUCCCUCUUUGCGUGCACAUGGUUUCCAAUGAGUACGAACAAUUGAGUUCCGAAGCCCUCGAGGCUGCGCGUAUCUGCGCCAACAAAUAUUUGGUCAAGAUCGCCGGCAAAGAAGGUUUCCACAUGAGAGUCCGAGCCCACCCCUACCACGUCGUCCGAAUCAACAAGAUGUUGUCUUGCGCUGGUGCCGAUAGACUUCAGACUGGAAUGAGAGGUGCUUGGGGAAAGCCACAAGGAACCGUCGCCCGUGUCAAUAUCGGUCAGAUCCUUCUGUCCGUCCGAACCCGAGACACUCACCGUGCCACCGCCGUCGAGGCUCUCCGACGAUCCAUGUACAAGUUCCCUGGUCGCCAAAAGAUCAUCGUCAGCAAGAACUGGGGUUUCACACCUAUUCGACGUGAGGAGUACAUCAAGUUGAAGACGGAAGGUCGCCUUCUCCAAGAUGGUGCCUACGUUCAAUUCCACCGUGAAAGAGGCAACAUUGAGCAGAACCUGAAACGAUUCCCUGGCGCUUACGAAGUUGCCAGCGAGGCUUAGAUUGUUCAAUGUCUGGAAUGAAACGGGAAAGGCGCAUCUUUGAGUGAUGGCAUAGCUAGCAUACGGAGAUAGACGGGCGAGGGAUGUCAUUUUACAUGCCUACAAUCGACCUCGUCCUGAAUGAGAAAUGCGAAGUUCCACCCAAAAAAUCAAUGUAUUGCAUUUUAUCCGGACGCACGGUUGUAACGAAUGGGAAACAUCUGCGAUC